GGGCCGGCGGGUGCGCCCGGAGAGCGCGCUUCGCCCCCUAGAGGCGCCCGGACGCCGCGCGCUCAGCCGUGCCGAGAGUCGGAACUCGGGUUUCCGUUGAUGAAAACUUUCCGCUUUCCCGGGCAGCGACUCUCACCCCGAGAUCCUGAACUCUUCCCGCACACCUGCGCUGCGAUUACAGACUGUGGCCGCCGGAGGGCAAGGUCAGCGCUUCAGAUCAGCUAGCUGGCUAUGUGGUGAGCUCAAGGACAUCAUCGAGCAGGACGACAGCCAUCAGCGAGCUCUUCCUGUCUGUUCUGAAUGUGUUCUCGCUGGCUCUGGCCUGGCAGGAUGGUGUCACAGUCCAUGAGCUGGCGAGAUUCUCCUGCGGUCCCCUGGGAAGGGAUCAGCCAUGACUCUGGAGACACUGACAGUUCGGCGAGCCUCCAGGACACAAGGCCCUCGCCUUGCCAGUUAGAUGUCAGGUUCACAAGGCGCAGAGCUGCCUGGAUUACUCCCUCAUGUGUGCAGCAGCCACCGCAGGACUUGGCACCCCAGCUGCCAACAGCAAGGAACAGUGAGAAGCACUUUAAGGCCCAUUCUUCCUCUGCCUUGGACCCUUUGCUGCUGUCCCUCAGUGACCUGGCAGAGACGUCGUUAUCUGAAGAUACCACAGACUCCGUGGGCAGAAGCAGUGCCCACGGCUCAGGGGAAAGCGGUAACAGCUUCUCCUUGGCCUCCACAGAGGAGCCCGUGGCACUCCCAGGACAGCCUCCGCAGGCAUCUCUGUGCUCAGGCUCCAACAUUUUGACCACUUCCCCAACGCCUGGGAUCGAACCUGCUGAGUCUUCCCCCUUGACAGCUUCUGAGGAUGAAGGUGUCGUGCAAGGCAGUAGAACAGCCAUUGCUUUGAAUUCCUUUCCACCCGAGGCAUUCAUGCUGCCUGUGGACAUAGAAAAGGAAAAUACCCACUUUUACAUUGCAGAUAUGAUUAUAUCAGAAAUGGAGAAAAUGAAGUGUCACAUUCUGAGUCAGCAGCAGACACAGCUCUGGGGCACAGGCGAAGUCGGCAGUUCACUUGGGAAUGACCGGGCUGACUCUGAAGCUGCCUCCUACAGCCACGAAAAGCAAGAGUCUGGCUCUUCCAGUUCUUCAGACAGUGGCUAUGAAGGUUGUGCUGUGUUACAGGUUAGCCCAAUGGCUGAAGCACCUUCUUACAGUAAUGUGCUCGAAGAGGCCAGCAAAUGUGACUUGGAUGAAUUUGUCAUUUUAAAACUUGAAGAGUUUAAUGAUAUCGUAGAAACCCACAGGUGCACCUGCAGCGCCUCUACAAGUGUUACUUACGAUCCAGACUUCAAUUCUGCUGAGCGAUUAGCCAGAGAGUUGUACCAAGUAUUCCAGAAGUCCUGGAAGUUUUCACUCGUCAGUUAUCAGCUGGAAGGCACCCCGAAGGCAUCCAGCUCAAUAGUUAUAAAUGAAGAGCAUGUCCGAAAAGACUUUGAAUCUAGUAUGGAUGUAGUACAGGGAAUUAAACUUAAGUCUAGGAUGAGAGGCAUUGAAGACUGGGAGCCCCCUAGAUUUCAAAUCAUAUUUGAUAUUCACCCACCACUCAAGAGAGAGAUGGGGGUAGUGGCCCAGAAUUUUUUCUGUGCUGGCUGUGGAGCUCCGAUAGAGCCUAAGUUUGUGAAGCGGCUCCGGUACUGUGAAUACCUGGGGAAGUAUUUCUGUGACAGCUGCCACUCCUACGCCGAGUCCUGCAUCCCUGCGCGGAUCUUCACGAUGUGGGACUUCAGGAAGUACUAUGUCAGCAAUUUCUCCAAACAGCUGCUCGACCACAUAUGGCACCAGCCCAUUUUCAAUGUGCUGAGCAUCCACCAUAACCUCUCCGCAAAAGCCAAGGAACUCGACAGGGUGAAGGACAUCCAGGAGCAGGUCUUUCAUAUCAAGAAGCUGUUGAAGACUUGCAGGUUUGCUGACAGUACGUUAAAGGAGUUUGAGCAGGUGCCCGGACACCUGACUGAUGAGCUCCACCUGUUCUCCCUGGAGGACCUCGUCAGGACCAAGAAAGGGCUGCUGGCGCCCCUGCUCAGGGACGUUCUGAAAACUUCCUUGGCACACGUGGCCGGCUGUGAGCUGUGUCAGGGAAAGGGCUUCAUUUGUGAGUUUUGCCGGAGUACAACUGUCAUCUUCCCAUUUCAGACUGCAACAUGUAGAAGAUGCUCAGCGUGCCGGGCUUGCUUUCACAAACACUGCUUCCAGUCCUCGGGCUGCCCGCGGUGUGCACGGAUCACAGCUCGGAGAAGACUUAUGGAAAGUUUGCCCUUGCCAGCCACCUGAUGUCCAAGUGUCUUGUGGAAAACACUGUUCAACAUGGCUUAUGUAACGGUGAUUUGUGGCAUAUUAUCGGUCGUGCUGCUUCAGGCAUCAGAAAUUCCUCGUUCUGUAUAUUUGAGUCUUAGAAGAAUGCAGUCUUUGUUACUAAACAGUUGUUACUAACAGUGUUAUUUAUAAAUGUUUGACAUUUUUGCUGCUAUUAGGGUUUUUUUUUAAACAGACUUGUUUUUGAUACUUCUUAAAUUUUAUUGGAAUGGUGUUUAGCUAAUUUCUGAGCCCUGUACUAUUUUUUAUGAGUUGUAAAUGACAAGAUGAAUUACUUCUUUUUUUAAAGCUUGUUUUUUGAAACUGGUAAUUGCAGUGAACAAAAAUCCAACCAAAGAUCUAUUUCGUCAGACUUUUUUUUUCUUUCAGGAAACAGACUAUAUUUAAAUACCUGUGUCAGACAUACAUAUUUAUUCCAGGGUUAGCGUAGAGAGUACAUGUUACUUCCGCAGUCAUAUCGAUUUCAAUGUGAAUUUAUCUCCGCAGGGCCGGGAUUCAGUAGAAAUGUAAUUUGAAGUGGAUGCCUCUAGACGGCGCUGUUUCAGGGGCGCACACCAGCCUGUAUUUGUGAUCACUAUGUCACAUUAAUCCCUGACUCAAGGGAGGCAGAGGUGAAUAAAACUUCACCCUCAUAGCUACUUUAAAAAUUGAAUGUAGGUUAUUUGAAGAGUUAAAUACACUGAGAGAAAAUACACUUACUGAACAGUGUGAUCCAAGUAAUAACACUAGAGUUGUUGAUAUCAAGUAAUAAGAUUAGAUGAGAUAGGUGUGGUGGCACAUGUAAUCUCAGCACUCAGGAAGCUAAGGCAGGAGCAUUGCAAGUUCAAGGCCCACGUGAACCACAUGGCAAAUCCAAGGUCAGCCUGAACUACACUGUGAGACUCAGUCUCCAAAAACCAAAAAGCUUACCAUAAUAAUAAGUUUAGGAGAAUCACAAAACCGUGAACUCCUUUUUCCUGGUGCUUCUCAAUUUGUGUGCCUCCCUGAAACAUGUGACCUAGCCUAUUUUUUUCUUCAGCGUCCUGUACCCUCUCUCCUACUUGAGAAAGGGAUGCAGCCCCAUAUCCCUUAGUGGGACAUCUGGAGGCCGAGUGGUUUGCAGGGUAGGACUGCGUACAGACAUGCCCCCUACGCCUCUACCUGAACCACAUGGCAAAUGAAGGUAACGAAAGCCAUCAAUCUGGUGUCUUCAUUUUGUUAGCUUUUUCUUGUCUCUGGUGCUUCUGACAAAGCACGUAGGAUAAAUGCAAUCUAAUUUCAAACACCAAUAGCUUGUAUUUUCUCUUAGGAAUCAAGGGUCAGAGUUUCAUGUUCAAUUCCUUAAAAUAACCAAGUGUCAGCAGCUCCAUUUUAGAGAUGAGGAAACCAAAACUUAGAAAAAAGAAGCAACUCACUGGUUUCUGUGGGUAGUAUGUGGUGGAACUGGCUUGGCAGUUGAUUCUGCCCGCCUCCAAAGCUUGUGUUCCUAGCGCAGAAUUUUGGGAAUCUUUUUAAGAAUAGGAGCUGAAACAAAAUUAACAUGCUAAAUAAGCCACAUCAGGGUGUGGUGGGGGGUGUUUUCCACAUUGUUUCCUUGUGUUGAGUUGAAGUAAAGGCUCAGACAAGCACUGCUUUAAGGUCUGGGUUUAAGGACACUGUGUUUGUGAGGCACUUGUCUGUAAGUUAUGUGUGUGCACAUGCACGCGCGUGUGUAUGUUGCGUGGUUAUUUGUGAUGAACCUUUUGUUACUACCAGUGCACAGUCAUUGCCAGGAAGAGAUACUUUUCUUUUCUUUUUUUUCUUUUUUCUUAGGAAGAAUGAGGUAAUUUAAACAACUGCUCCACAGCUUUCCGGACACUCAGGUCCUCCCCAGCAUGGCUUCCACCUGGAGAGGUUCCUGUUAGAACAGAGAAGUGGCCUCUGCCCACUGGCAGCACCCAGUAGGGAAGUGUCUAUGGUGGCGUCUGUGCUGUUUGGUGGGAUUCACUUGUCGGGCAGGGUUUCCAUUUGGCCCUUCCUGAGCUGCUGGAAGGAGCUUUGCGUUGCCCGUCAGCUCACCUGUCAUCCACUGGGAGGCUCUGUGACCGCGUUGUGAUCCUCAGUGAUCAGGUUCCUGCCUUUGCCUUCCUCAGCUGGACAGCGGCAGUGAGCUGUCAUUUGCAGUUCAGAGUCUCACCUGCGGGUAGACAGUUAUCACCACUGUGAGGCACAGGAUAUGGGCUGAGAAAGGGAACCUUCCUGAAGGCCUGCCGGUAUGCUGACCUGGGUGAGAGUUACUAGUCAGGGCUUUGGGUUGAAUCCCAGGACUGCUGCUUUCUACCUGUGCAGCUCUGGGUGAGCAGUUCCCCUGAGCAGAGCUCCGUUUGUCCAGUGAAGGAUAGUGCUACAUGCAGUAGACAUGAGAGUGCAGAGAGCACACAAGAGGGAUUACUGUAAGCAAGAGCCCAGUAGGCGCUAAUAAUUAGAUGCAGACGGCUUGGAAGCCGAGUCGUAUCUCCUGUUUUCUUUACCUCUGGGAAAGUUACUCCGAGCCUCAAUUUGCCACAUGAGGAUUAGAACAAUACCUACGAUUGUGAGUUGACCUGUAUUCCCCCACACAUGUUGGAGUCCCAGCUCCAGACACCAGUGCCCGCGGCUGUAGCAGACCGGCCUGGUCCCUGUCACGGAACACGGGAAGUAUGGGACUGGAAGAGGAAACGGCGAGUGAGGUGAAGGGGGCUGCUCGGGAAGGGGCGGCUGCAGGAUCAGGCGGACACCUGGAUCAGCGUGGGGAAACGCAUCCUUGGCUGUGUCACAGUUCAUCUCUUCCGCCUUUCCUCCUUUCCAGCACGGAGAGCUGCCUGCACAUGCGUGCAGAUGCAGCAGAGCUGGCUGUCCCUGUUUAAUGCUGAAGCUGUCAGUUGUGUUUGUAGUCUGCCCACAAUGGCAUCACUCACGAGUUACUUUAGUUUCUAGUAAAGUGAGAAAAGAGAACUAUGAUUUCCCUUUUCAAACCAGUGGAGGAAUUAUUUAAAAAACAGAACCUUAAAUAUUCAUUUUAAGGGAGCAUGCUGAUAAAGAUGGAGACAAAGAAAACAAUGUGGAUCUACUUCACCCUCUCUAGUGAUGCGCUCCAAAGGCUCGUGGCUGAGUGGCUUCCUGACGUGCUGUCUGGCUGACAGGCUAGAUCUGGGGGGCAAAGAGCCAAGUCCCAAGCCCUUUCUGACACAUCCUCAGUGUUCCCUCCAGUGAGAAGAAAUCGGGGUGCAGCGGCUGCAUGAGUGCAUUUCAUUUCCCAUACCGGCACCCAGAGUCCUAGGCCAGAAACCAGAAUUGUGCCUGCCUUCAGGAACCUUCCUGCAGGCUUGCCAGGCAGUGAUGGGGAAGCUCCUGGUUGCUUAUUUAAGAAACUACUUCCUUCUGACACCAUUACUCCUACUAUCUUGUGCUGGUGCUCAGUCCCAUUCCCUUUAAUCAACUCCUAUUCACGGGUCAUUUAUUGAGCACAUACUGUUCCCAGGCACAGGAAGAGGCCUUUGAAGCAGGGCUGAUGUAGAGUGCAUUUACCGAGAUUGACACUUUCCCCUACACUCCCCUCAUUAUGGACCUCAGGAGUGCUCACCUGACCUCCAGAGGCUCUGAGGAAGGCCUUCUGUAUGCCUGCCCCACAGGAAAUGACCUACUAGUUCAUGAUGGACCAUCUUUCUUUUGUCAAGUUGUGGAUGCUGGCUUCCAUUAACUACAGGCCUGUAGGAAAAGCUGUGAGGUGCUCAUACUUCUCAGUGUGUUCACUGAUAAUCGGCUCUCACAGGCCACCCCCUUUGCUGGAAGGUGGCCAGUGUGGCUGCAGGGUAGCCUGUGGGACGCAAGUGGAAGGGACAUGCAUUACUUCUAGUGUGGCCUCCCACAUCCUGCUUGAUCUCAUUUCUCUCUGCCUGUCAGGAAGGGAAGGAUUGUGUGAGUGCAGUAAUACAGUUAAAAGUCCCAGCUCCCUGUGUGGAGAUUUGGAAAAGUGGGACCUGCAGGAGACUUCUUUGGAUGAGGUCCCGGGCUUGGUGGUACUUGUCCCUGCAGUGUGAGCUCGCAACACCCUGACUAACUCAGAAGUUCUGAUUCCUGCUCAGAAAAGGGGCUGAGGUAGGUUUGUCACGGGUCAGUCAGUCAGUCUGCUAGCACAGAACAGUUAGGAGGAGGGAUAUGAACAACAGCAAUUCAUCUCUCGUGGUUCUGAAGGCUGGAGGUUGAUGACCAAAGCCAACUCGGUGUCAGGGGCGGGUCUGCUUCCUGGUUCAUAGGUGGUGACUUCUCCCCGUGCCCUCACAGUGUGGAGGAGAAAAGGACCGUGCUGGGGAUCGUUUGGUAAAAGCACUAAUCCAUUCAGGAGAGCCGUACCCACAGGGUACCUAUGAUACCAUCAUUCCCGGGGUGAUGAAUCCUACGUAUCUCCUUUAUAGCGGACAUGCGGAGAGCGAGCUGUUCUAUUCCAAGUUACACACUGUUGUCUAGAACUCCUCGUAUUGAAAAAUAAAUGCGCGGGGCUGGGGAUUUAGCUCAGCGGCAUAGGUGCCUGCCUUGUAAGCGCAGGGUCGUGAGUUUGAUCCCUGGUACCGAUAAAAAAAAAAAAAAGCAAAAAAGAAUGCACAAGCGGAGGGAAAACACCUCCUUGUCCUCAUAUCGUUCUCCAGCCCCAUGCUCGCUUUCACAGCAACAUUUUUGAGAGAACGGUCUGUAAUUUUUAUAUUCAGUUCUAUACCUUCUGUUUUCUCCAUUACUUAUUCCGAUAGAGUUGUGGUCUCAACCACUGCACCAGAACUGUCAAGGUUACUGACAGUACCCACUAGUCCCUUUCAUUGCCUUCCUCUUAUUUUACCUCUCAGGCACAUUUUCCAGGCUUCCUGGUUUCCUUUAAAACAUAAUUAACAAUCAGAGACAGCUGCUCCAGGACCUGGACUUGUGACACCUGGCAAAUAACACAAGAAAGAAAAAAGAGGAAAGCUCUGGAAAUCAAGAAAGAACUAACAGGCGAACUAGAAAUCUCAGAGAAACUGGAAAAACGAAGAUAAUGGAGAAGAAAGAAAAAAACUGUGGAAUGGUCACGCGUGGUGUGGUGGGGAGAGAAGGAGCCCACUCACACACGGAGUGCGGCGGGGCAGCCACCAGGCUCCUCUCCCAAAUCCCACCCAACACACUGCUGUUCCCUCCAGGCCAGCCUCCGCACACUGCUGUGCUGUGCCGUGCAGCAGACACGUGGCCGCCAGCCCUUCCCCUGCAGGCCUUGCAGUGACGGGGCUGGCUCCGCAGCGUUCCAAGACCUGCUCCACACAGGGCAUCUUUUCUGUGUGGUUGGUGCCCGCGUGCUGCAGAAUGUUCAAUAAUGUGACCAUCAUAUGCUGGUUAGAGGAAUGGGACCAGAAACAUGUUUUCUCUCAUUUUUAUCAAGCACUUAAGAUUUUCUGCAUGGGGGCUGGGGAUUUAGCUCAGCGGCAUAAGUGCCUGCCUUGCAAGCAGGCAGUCGUGAGUUCGAUCCCUGGUACCGAUAAAAAAUGAAAAAGACAAAAAAAAAAAAAAAAAAAAAAGAUUUUCUGCAUGAAAAUUUAAAGUGCAGAGGAAAACAAGUGAUUUCCCACAAACAAAUGAUUCUCUACUGUUGGGAGCCGCGGCCGACACCGGUCACCUUACUUGGCGGACGUAGGGCCUGUGGGUGGGAGCGGAACCUGAGCUAGAUUGCCCCUCCCAUCGAGUGAGCCAAGUUGGCGCCUGCUUCCUGCCCCCUGAUUGCCCUGGCGACUUAAAUAACCCGCUCUGUAAGAUAGUCUGCCUAGCAACAACUGAUGUUAGCCAGUCAGCCCGCAUCGCGCGCUUUAAACUGAUUGGCUACUGUUACCCUAUAAAAGUGAAUGUCUCUCUCGCCACAAAAAAAAAAAAAACACAGAGAAAGCACAGAGAGAGAUAGAGAAAGUCCACCGGCGAGAAAGGGCUGGUGACAGAGCGGAGGCCUCGCGGGGCCCACGCAGAGACAAAUAAAGGCAAGGUUGCACACCGCCAGACUUUGUCGUGUGUCUUUCCUGCCGGCCGGGAGCGACCCCGACAUUUGGUGGCCCGUACGGGGACUGAUCAACCCCGAGACACGGCGGUGGUGUGCAACGCUCCAGCGUGGUGCUGCCGGACAGGUGAGUUGGGGAUAAGCCUGGGCUCUGGGUGGCGCGCACCUACAGGGCUUUUAGACUCCCCUCAGGCUCACGCGUAGGUGACGGGUUCUUUAAGUCACACACGGUGAGUAACAGCCCUUAGAGGUUAAAAAUGGGUAAUUUACCGAGCGCGGAGGCGCGGCCCUUGGUAAAGGCCCUUAGAAAGCUUUUAAAAGCUAGAGACCUCAGGGUAGGUCAAAAAACACUGGAACUAUUCAUAGCAGAGAUAGAUAGGGUGGCUCCCUGGUUUUUACCCACGGGGCAUUUAAACCUGCCGUCAUGAGAGAAGUUAGGCGGGGACCUCGCCUCGGCGGAAUUGGAAGGGGAUAUUUCGCCUGCUAUUCGCCCCCUGUGGGAAAUGAUACAUGCGUGCCUUGACUCCUAUGCCGAGUUGCGCCGCGAAUUGUGUGCGUGCGCCGCUCGAAAAAAGCAGAGAGAGGAAAAAGGGCCCCCGAGCGCUCUCUGGCGGGGAGGAGAUAGAGAGCCAUCCGCUCCGCCCUGGAGCUCUUCUCCAGAAGCGGCUCCCCACCGAGAGGCCGCUACAGGGAACCCUCCCUUCUCUCAGCCGGCACAGGAAGUGACGCCCCGUUCCACUCUGUCGCGACCGCCGUCCUAUGACGUUGCGCUGCGGGGCGGACGGUAUUUUCAUGGGCGGCUACUCUGCCGAGCAGGCUGAGAAAAAUGCCGGUCGAGGAAACGGGGGCUGGGGAUUUAGCUCAGCGGCAUAAGCGCCUGCCUUGUAAGCAGGCAAUCGCGAGUUCGAUCCCUGGUACCGAUAAAAAAAAAAAAAAAAAAAACAAACGAAAAAGACCAAAAAUAAAAAAAAUAAAAAUAAAAAAUAAAAAAUAAAAAGGGGGAGUAAGCCAAGGCCUGCCUCCAAAGGCGCGGUUAUCUAUGGCAUGACAAUGGAUGGGCCCGGAUCCGGUGGUUAGCUGGAACCGAGGCGCGGUUUGUGUUUUUCCGCAGGAACCGGGACGAAAACCACUGUGGGUCCCAGAGAGGUUGACGCGACAAGUCCCUCGACUGAAGAUCAGGCCUGUUCCACCAGGGGCCAACCGCAGACCCAACAACAAGAUGAGCCCUAAAAGAACUGCAAGACAAUCCCUUUUUGGGGAGCCUGGAAUGGCUUGCUCCCCUAUGUUUUACCAUUGUUAGGUCCCCUGUGCUCCUUGCUUCUGUUCUUACUUGUAGGACCAUUCUUGCUCCGAUGGGUUACAUCAUUUAUUAAUGGGUGCCUUGCGGCGGCCCGGCGUCAAGUACGCCUGGUUGCCCAUGCGGCCCUGGCAGCAGCCCGUGAUGGGCACAAUGACCCCCAGGCCUACGCAUGGCUCGCUCGACUGGCCUACGACCGGGUCUAGGGGUGGCGGGUCUUCCGCAUUCCUUCCCUAAUGACACCACACAGCAGGGUAGGUGAGUCAAUGACGGGUAAGAGCGUGCCUCCCCAGCACGACUCGACCUAAGCCAGGCCCUACCCCAUGGCGCACGAAAGCCGCUGGAUUACUAGAAUCUGACCAGAUCUAGAUGCCUCUCCGAGGGGAUCACACGGAGGGGCAUGAGUGCAUGCCUAUGUGCAUCCAGGUUCCGUCCAGUUCACUCCUGGCCCUGGAAAAAGGACGAGGGUCUCAAGGCCUUGGCGGACCCGGGGCGGCCGACCAGGGUCCAAGCCAAGGGCCUACGGUGGGCCUCAACACAGGGCAUAAGCCUCUGCACUCGAUCCAGUGCGGGCUGCGAUGCAUACAUUCAUUCAAAGUAAAUAAAUUAGGGGGAGAUGUUGGGAGCCGCGGCCGACACCGGUCGCCUUACUUGGCGGACGUAGGGCCUGUGGGUGGGAGCGGAGCCUGAGCUAGAUUGCCCCUCCCAUCGAGUGAGCCAAGUUGGCGCCUGCUUCCUGCCCCCUGAUUGCCCUGGCGACUUAAACAACCCGCUCUGUAAGAUAGUCUGCCUAGCAACAACUGAUGUUAGCCAGUCAGCCCGCAUCGCGCGCUUUAAACUGAUUGGCUACUGUUACCCUAUAAAAGUGAAUGCCUCUCCCGCCACAAAAAAAAAAACACAGAGAAAGCACAGAGAGAGAUAGAGAAAGUCCACUGGCGAGAAAGGGCUGGUGACAGAGCGGAGGCCUCGCGGGGCCCCCGCAGAGACAAAUAAAGGCAAGGUUGCACACCGCCA
Molecule: messenger RNA, 10670 nt
Organism: Cavia porcellus (domestic guinea pig)
Lineage: Eukaryota; Metazoa; Chordata; Mammalia; Rodentia; Caviidae
Gene: Rubcnl
Product: rubicon like autophagy enhancer
Exons: 14
Coding region: 301-2316 (671 amino acids)
Biological process (GO): autophagosome-lysosome fusion; autophagosome maturation; autophagosome-endosome fusion
Cellular component (GO): intracellular membrane-bounded organelle; autophagosome membrane
Molecular function (GO): phosphatidylinositol phosphate binding
Source: RefSeq, a predicted model, not a curated record